Molecule: messenger RNA, 339 nt
Organism: Trypanosoma theileri
Lineage: Eukaryota; Euglenozoa; Kinetoplastea; Trypanosomatida; Trypanosomatidae
Exons: 1
Coding region: 1-339 (112 amino acids)
Source: RefSeq, a predicted model, not a curated record
AUGUUUGAAGUGGGUGGCCUCCUUAAAAACCAAAUUCUUUUUAUUUUUCUUUUCAAUACAUACGUUCUUAGGAAUGGCAUUCCCUUGGCGACGUUUGGCCUUCGAAAGGUAGGUGUCCAAUGCCCAUUAUCCCUUAUUAUUUUGAGGGAAGCCAUGGUCCAGCAAAUUCUCUUUCUUGAGAGUUUACGGGUUCAUAAACUAAAAACGUCAAGCAGCACCGUGGCCAGCAGAGUCGUACUGGGACAAAACUUUAUCCAAGAAGGUCUUGUGGCGCGUGUAUCAGUGUGCCAUCAGCAGCAGUUUCUUUUAUAUAUUUCACCUUGGUGUGAAUGCCGAUAA